Molecule: messenger RNA, 2412 nt
Organism: Suncus etruscus (white-toothed pygmy shrew)
Lineage: Eukaryota; Metazoa; Chordata; Mammalia; Eulipotyphla; Soricidae
Product: protocadherin beta-8-like
Exons: 1
Coding region: 1-2412 (803 amino acids)
Biological process (GO): homophilic cell-cell adhesion
Cellular component (GO): plasma membrane
Molecular function (GO): calcium ion binding
Source: RefSeq, a predicted model, not a curated record
AUGGAGGCCAUACGCAGUCUCUGCAGACAAAGGCAAGUCCUUUUCUUCUUUCUUCUCUUGGGCUUUUCUUUGGCGGGCACUGAACCUAGGCGCUAUUCUGUGGUGGAGGAAACUGAGGGGCGCUCCUUUGUAACCAAUUUAGCGAAGGAUCUAGGCUUGGGGCAGAGGGAACUUUCCAGGAGGGGGGCUAGGGUCAUUUCCAAAGGAAACAAAAUGCAAUUGCAGCUGAAUCAGGAGAACGGGGAUUUGAUGCUCCAAGAAAAACUGGACCGUGAGGAGCUGUGUGGCCACACAGAGCCCUGUGUUCUGCAUUUCCAAGUGUUGCUAGAAAAUCCCUUAGAGUUUUUUCAAGCCGAGCUACAAGUAAUUGACAUAAAUGACCAUGCACCCGAAUUUCUAGACAGAGACAUGGUACUAAAAAUAUCAGAGAGCAGUCCGAUGGGAGCAACGUUUCCUCUGAAGAAUGCCCAGGAUAUGGAUGUAGGUCAAAAUAAUAUUGAGAAUUACCUAAUCAGCCCCAACUCCUACUUUCGGGUCCUUACCCGACAACGUAGCGAUGGUGGAAAAUAUCCUGAGUUGCUGAUGGAUAAAGAACUAGAUCGGGAAGAGGAACCUGAGCUCAGGUUAAUUCUCACGGCUCAGGAUGGUGGUUCUCCACCCCGAACUGGGACUGCUCAGGUGUAUAUAGAGGUCUUGGACAUCAAUGAUAAUGCUCCUGUAUUUGAGCAGUCUUUGUACAGAGUGAAGAUCCCUGAAAACAGUCCUAUUGGCUCCCUGAUUGUCACUGUUUCUGCUACAGAUAUAGACUUGGGUUUCAAUGGUGAGAUUUCCUAUUCACUUUUCCAGCCUUCAGAGGAGAUCAGCAAAACUUUUGAAAUUGAUUAUCUAAAAGGGGAUAUUAAAUUAAAAAAACAACUUGAUUAUGAGACAAUUAAGUCCUAUGAAGUCAACAUAGAAGGUAAAGAUGCUGGCAGCUUUUCUGGGAAAUGCACUGCUGUGAUCCAAGUCACAGAUGUGAAUGACAAUGCUCCAGAAAUAACUAUGUCUACGCUGACCAGUCAGAUUCCAGAAAACUCGCCCGAGACAGUGAUUGCAGUAUUCAGUGUUUCUGAUCUUGAUUCGGGAGAGAAUGGAAAAACAAGUUGCUCCAUUCAGGAUAAUCAACCGUUUUUGCUGAAAUCCUCCCUGGAGAACUUUUACACCCUUGUAACGGAGAGACCUCUGGACAGAGAACAGCAGGCCGAGUACAACAUCACCAUCACGGUGACAGACCUGGGCAUCCCCAGGCUGGCAACACAGCACACCAUCAGGGUGCAGGUGUCCGACGUGAACGACAACGCCCCCGCCUUCAGCCAGCCCUCCUACACCCUGCUGGUGGGCGAGAACAACAGCCCCGCGCUGCACAUCGGCAGCGUGAGCGCCACGGACGCGGACGCGGGCAGCAACGCGCAGCUGACCUACUCGCUGCUGCCGGGCCCCGAGCCGCGGCCCCCGCAGCCGCCGCUCGCCUCGCUGGUGUCCAUCAACGCGGACAACGGGCAGCUGUUCGCGCUGCGCUCGCUGGACUUCGAGGCGGUGCGCGCCUUCGAGUUCUUUGUGCGCGCGCAGGACCGCGGCUCGCCCGCGCUGAGCGGCCAGGCGCGGGUGCGCGUGCAGGUGCUGGACCGCAACGACAACGCGCCCUUCGUGCUGUACCCGCUGCAGAACGCGUCGGCGGCGUGCAGCGAGCUGGUGCCCAGGGCGGCCGAGGCGGGCUACCUGGUGAGCAAGGUGGUGGCGGUGGACGGCGACGCGGGCCAGAACGCCUGGCUGUCCUUCCAGCUGCUCAAGGCCACGGAGCCCGGGCUCUUCAGCGUGUGGGCGCACAAUGGCGAGGUGCGCACGGCGCGGCCGCUCAGCGAGCGCGACGCGCCCAAGCACAGGCUGCUGGUGCUGGUCAGGGACAAUGGCGAGCCGCCGCUGUCGGCCAGCGUCACGCUGCACGUGCUGCUGGUGGACGGCUUCUCGCAGCCCUUCCUGCCGCUGCCCGACGCGGCGGCCGGCGCGGCGCCCGACGACCGCCUCACCGUCUACCUGGUGGUGGCCUUGGCGUGCGUGUCGUCGCUCUUCCUCUUCUCGGUGCUGGCCUUCGUGGCCGUGCGCCUGUGCCGGCGGGCAGGCCAUGCGGCGGGGGCCGGCUACCCCUACCCGGGUCUGCCGGACGGGCCCUUUCCGGGACAGCUAUUGGACGCCAGCGGCGCGGGGACCCUGUCCCACAGCUACCGGUAUGAGGUGUGCCUGGCGGGGGGCGCUGGCACCAAUGACUUCAAGUUCCUUAAGCCCAUUCUGCCUGAUUUCCAUGACUAUGCCCCUGGGCGGGAAAUAGAAGAAAACCCUAACUUUCAAAAUGAGUUCAAUAUCAGUAUUCAGUGA